GCAUUCAUUAAAAGGCUUUCAUGUCUACAACGAAUAUUCAUUACCAGCUAGAGUUUGUUUGCAGGAAAACAGGGUUGUCAAGACGCUAAAAACUGAAAUUCGAGGACGAAGGAUUCAGAAAUAACUGAAUAUAGUUUCGCGUUAAGUUGCCUUGACAUUCUGUGGACGUUGAGAAAGUGGAAAAUUUUGCAAACGCAUUUAAAUCGGACAAGAAUGGAUGCAGAUGACAGGGACGUCGUCGUUGACUCGAUGUACGAGGUCGAUCUGGAGUCUCCUGAAGAAGUGGAUGUGGACUUUGGUUAUCACUCAAUAGGCAGGAAUAUUGAAAAGCUAGAGGAACAGCAUUUGCAAACAGACGAGAAAGGAAGUCACGUAGGGAAGGCUUAUGUACCUAGUAAAAUUCGCGAUAUUGUGACAAAAUCAAUAUCAACCUCCGAGCAAAAAAUGGCCUCGGGAAGCCUUUCUGACGAGAAACGUGGUUUGGAAAACGAAGUUAGUCGAUUAGAAGAUCUACUGUCUUCAACUAGGGCAGAGAGAGAUGAGAUAUCGUCGAAAUAUUUAGCAGUAAGUGAGCGACUUAACGAGCAUGUUAAAGGUGGAGGAAAAAGCAUAAAUGCUGCAGAUGCAGGAAGUGAUAGUCUUGUUCAACAAGUCUCUUACCUACGACACAAGUUGGAUGAUGAACAUGCAAGUUAUAAACGAAAGCUUCAAGCAUAUCAAGAUGGACAACAAAGACAAGCACAGUUGAUACAAAAACUUCAGGCUAAGGUUUUGCAAUACAAAAGAAAAUGUGGAGACCUGGAGACUUCAAUGACUGAAAAAAUUCAGGGAGAAGAGGAUGUCAGAAAAAAGCUACAAGACGCCAAUGACUCAUUGAGAGAAAAAGAAGCGAAAUUGAAAGAAACUGAAGAAGAACAUGGCAAUGAUCUUGAAAACUCGUUGAUUCAGUUAGAACAAGAACAACAGAGGUGUGCAGGUCUUCAACAUGUAAACAACAUGCUUCGUGAACAACUGGACGAUGCGACAGAAGCCAACGAACAGCUGACUUUGGAGGUGCAGAAAAUUACCGGAGAAUAUGAGAAAUUGAAGGAGGAGCUUGAAUCACGUGAUGAAGAGGAGCACGCGUAUUUUGCAAAUGAGCACAAUCGUUUAAUGUCAUUGUGGCAGACACUAACUUCCUUCCGAAGGCAGUUUAACGAAAUGAAAUCCGCCACCCAAAAGGAUUUGUCAGUCAUACGGAGUGAAGUCAACAAAUCUGCGCGCACGGUCCAAGGUGCUUGCAUGGAUCUGGAUAAGAACAUGAGAAGCCUUGAUUCAAAUGUCAAACUGGAACUUGAAGAAGAACGCGAGAAGCGGACCAAGGUCGAAUUUUUGCUGCAACGAAAGAUUCAAGAUUUUACUGAUCUGCAAACACAAUACGCCAAUGAUAUUGACGCUUAUAAUAAAAGGAUUCAAGAACUGGAAAACGAGAAGAACAGCAGAGAUUCGUUGCUAAAAGAAAAAGACACUGAUGUCACGAUCUUGAAGUCACAGAUUCAAUCCCUGGAAACUGGUAUUGCAACGAAGACUGAGGAAUGGGAGGUGCAAACAGAGUUCAGUCAAGCUGCUAUGCGCGAGGAAACAGAACUUCUUUCAAACACGUUGAAAGAAGUGGCAAAGGCAAUCCUUAGAGACACAGAAGAUACCGGAAAGUUUGUUGACGGAAGAAGUAAAGGCGAUAGUCUUGAUGAAUCUUUUACAGCCGAGGCCGUUGAAUUGUUCGAGGAACUACCAACGACAAUUGCUCGAAGAAGUCCUUCGCCAUCCCGAGCGGCACAGAUGCGCUCGUUGUCUCCCGUGCGCGCUCGGUCACCGGCGGUUGCCGAUAACACUUUGGCUAUGGUCCAAUCUGCCAUCCACAAACGCGGUCUACAGGUGCAGAAAAUGAAAGCAGUUGCUGACGCUGCCAAAGACUCCGCUAACGAGAGUAAAAAGCAGCUGGAAUUUAGUGAAGAUGAGCGAAGAAAAUUGGAGAAAAAUCUUAACGCAGUGCGAGAAGAGCUCGAUACAACAAAAUACAAGGUUAACGAACUGCAGACAGAAAAAGAAAGAUUCCGAGGUCACGCUGAGAAUUUGGAAGUGGAUAAAACGAACGUAGAGAAAACUCGUCAAAAAUUACAGGAGGAAUUGGAUGACGUUUGCAACGAGAUUGAUAAACUGAAAGCGGCGAAUGUUGAGCUGCAAAGACAACGAGAUAAUCUCGAAGAUGAAAAGGAAGAUUUGGAGCGAGAGUCAGCAAAACUUCAAAAGGAAUUGCAGCGAUUGCAUGGCUUGAUUGAGCAGAACGAGGAGAAACACUCGACAAUGAAGGAAGAAUUUGUUCACACGAAGGAACAACUUUCUAGAUCUGUACUCGAUAAGGAGGUCAUUGAGCAAGAGAAUAACCACAUCAAAGAACUUUUGUCCGCUGCUGAACUUCAGAGAGCUGAGUUGGAACUGGACUUGAAUAAAAUGAGAUCAGAGGAAAUCGCAUUGCGUGACGCUCUGGUAAAACUGCAAUCUUUGAACGAAGGUUUAGGCCAAGACAAGAUCGAGCUGAACAAAAUCAUCAAACAAAUGGAGUACGAACGUGACUCGUUAUGCGAAGAGAAACGAGAACUUGAACAGGAGAAGAACAGCAUACGAAAUGAACUCAUCAAAGCUGAACAAGAUAAGAUCGAUCUAGAUACGGAACGUUCGGCAACGGAUCAGAAACUAAACAUCACUGAGCUAAGCAAAGAGAAGACCGAGCAGGAACUGAUCGUAGCUUCUCGUGAACGCUCGGAACUCGGUGAGGCACUGAACCAAGCUUUACGCGAGAAAUCGGCAAUUUCCGACGAUUUGAAUCAAACCCGCCGUGAACUUGAGCGGCAGAGUAACAACGUAGUGCGUUUGGCUAAAGAGAAGGAAGAAAUUACUCGUGAACGUUCUAAUCUGACAGUCCAGGUGACCAGUGGCGAACGAGAAAAUCGUGUGUUGGCUGAGAACAUGGCGAGCUUGAAGAGCGACAAGGAAUCUCUCGAGACAGCGCUGUACGAGACGCAGCAGACCUUAGCAAAACUGGAGUCACGUAAGGAAGCACUCGAUGCAGAAAAUCAGGAAAUAACUUUAGCCAAGGAAGCUCUUGCGGUGGACUUGUGUCGCGUGAAGAAGGAACAGGAGAUUGAGCAAGCGCAAACGAGACGUAAACAUGAAAUGGCUGAGCAGAAAUUGGGAAGCACUCUAAACGAGCAUGGCUUACAACUGAAGAAGGAGAGAUUCGAAGAAGAACGAGCCCAAAUGAGACGGGAGAAAGAAAACAUCAUCGCUCAACUACAACAAGAAAAGGAAGCAGCUUUGAAACGGUCCAAUGAGGAGAAAGAAGAAGUUGCUUCGAAACUUGAACGGGAGAGGGCAAAUCUCGUGAACGAAAUUGCUCUGAUUCAAAAAGAGCGCGACGAACAAUUACUCAUGGCUGAAAGUGAGAAACAGGAGGAACUUCAUGUUGCAGCGAACGAGAAGUCAGCGUUAGUUGAGAAACUGAAGAAUCACGAAGAGAACUUGGCGGCCAGUAAUAUUGAGAAUGACAGACUUAAACGAGAGUCUUUCACUCGGGCUGAACAAGAUAAGCACACUAUAGGCACACUCCAACAAGAGGUGAAGAAUCUGAAAAGCAGAUACGAGGAUUCAAAUAAGGUAAACACAACAGAGAAAAACAACUUAAAGACCCAGGUUCAAGACCUGACAAAGUCCAAAGAAAACAACGUUCGCGAGAUUGGUGAACUCAAGCUCCAAUUAAAACUCGUGGAGGAAACACGUGACAACAUUCGUCGGGAGCUCAUCGACUCUCAACGGAAGAUCCGAGAAGGUGACGAAGUUCGUGAAGUUGCACGAAAAGAGCUUAUCGAUUUGAAACGACAGUUAAAAGACAGCGAUCGUGAAAAAGAUGCGGUGCAAACAACAGCUAAUGAACUAAGAGGUAAAGUGAAAAAAUCGGAGGCUGAGAAGACCAAUAUUCGUCGAAAGCUUGAUGAAACCAUUCAAAAGAUGAACACGUUGGACGAGGCGAAGAACGCGCUUCAAAAAGAAGUUGGUGAUUUACGAAGCAGCCUGAGAGAGGUCGAGAAAGCAAGAUUGGAAGCCAGAAGGGAACUACAGCAAGUUCACAACCAGGUGAAAUUAUUGGAUGGUGAAUGUCUCAAAAAUAAGAAAGAACUCGCUGACCUUAAAGAUCAUCUUGCCAAAGAAGAGCAACUCCUUGAGGAAUGUCGUCGUGAUAACAUGACUGUCAAACAACGUCUGGCAGAUACAGAAAACUCAAAGGAAACAGCAACGCGCGAAGUAAUCCUGUUAAAACGCAGACUCUCCGAACUUGACGAGGAGAUGAGAGGCAAAGAAAAGGAGUUUCAGACAAACAUUGAAGCACUUCGUAAAGCCGAACAGAAAGCGGCUGAAAAAGUUCACAACCUCGAGAAUCUUUUGGAGAAUACGAAUCAAGACUUAAGUGAUCAGAAGUUGAAGUACUCAGGUGCGGAGGGACGAAUCGCUGGCCUGGAAGCACAGCUGGCUCGUUCGGAAGGCGCGAAGAAUGACGUUGAAGUGAAAUUGGCAAACCUGCACUCAACAUUGAGGAGGACACUUGGUAUUCGAGCCGGAGGAAAUGGGUCACCAUCACCGGUACGCAGUACCAGUCCCCGUCGCAAAGGAUUCCGACGAAGCCGAGGAGCUGAUCAAAGCACAGAGAAAGAGAUCGACGAAGGAGACUCUUCGCCUCCGACCCGUUCGCUUUCGCCUGUCCGUCGGCUAUCUCCGAGCAAAGCCGGUGAGAUCCUUUCCGAAAUCGACCCGGAAACAGUGCGUGUUGCUUUGCGCGACUUUGCGCAACAGCUGAAAGAUACCGCGCGGGAGAAGGAGGAGGCUGAGGCGAGAGUGGGACAACUACAACGAGCAUUGACUGAUGUUGAAGAAGAUCGGGCUCGUAUUGAAGGAAGAUUACAAGCUCUUCAGAAGUCGCUUGGUGAUUCCGACGAAGGCCGGCGAUCGCUAGACAGUCGUCUCAGCAGCGCCCAGACAGCACUCAGCAUGCAGGAGGAAACAAUCCGUCGCCUGGAGCGUGAUCGCAAGGGACUGCACGAGAAGAUCGAGGCAUUGGAAGAAGGCCUGGGGCAAGCCGAGGAUGAUCGAAGGCAACAGAAAGAAAGAGUGAUGAGAUUGCAACAAAGUGAAGCAAAGAGUGAGCAAGAGAAAGAGGCGAUGAGAGUACAGAUUGAAAAUGCUGAGUCAAGAAUUACGAAAAUUGAGCUUAAAAAGCGAUCUCUUGAAGGCGAUGUAUCCCGACUUCGAAUGCAAGCUGCUGAAAGCGAUGCAGAGAAACAAGCUAUGAGAGAACGUAUCGACGCUUUACUCAGAUCUCAACAAGAUCUCGAAUCCAAAACAACGUCACUUCAACUGACUGUGGAUCGACUCACGCUUGCUCUCGCGAAAACAGAAGAAGAAGAAGCCAGCUUCCGCGAAAAAGUUUCCGAACUUUCCGUAUCCCUAAACGAUAGCAACAUGACGACCCAGGGUCUACAGGACCGCACACAACAGCUACAGCGGGCGUUAACGAACAGCGAACAUGAUCGCAAGAUAAUGCAGGAAAGAAUGGAAGCAUUGAAAGCAGCCCAUCAGGAUGGCAAGAAUAGGAAUCACAUGAUGGCUGAAAGAAUUCAGCAGCUGCAGAAUGAAGAGGCAGAGUCUGAGGUGAAACGGGUGGAAUUGGAAAGUCAGAUUCGUCAGUUCCAACAACUGAUACAACAACAAAAAGAGAGCGAGGAAGAAUUGGUCAAUCGUAUCGGGAAACUGCAAGACGAGAAGCGCAUGCUCCAGGAUCGCGUCGCUGGACUUCAGAAAACCUUGGCGCAGGCCGAGCAGGACAAACGAGAACUUGAACGGGCUCAGAUCAGAGUUGAGAAGGAUAAAAAAGCUCUAAAGAGCACUUUGGAGAAGGUCGAACGUGAGCGUCUUGCGACCGAUGAAAAGCUUUCUCGUUCUGAGAAGGAGCGAAGCGAAGCAGAAAGAUCGUUUGGCUCCGUCGAGAAGGAAAAUCAAGAUAUGCUGACGCAAAUUGACGACUUGCAAAAUCGAUUAGCGGAUACUGAAGAGAAAUCUGAACGAAAAAUUCUCGAGAUCGCCGCAAGCCAUCGGCAAGAGAUCGAGUCUGAAAGUGAACGUUCAAGAGCAUGGCAGGCGCAGAUGGAGAAAACCACACAAGCUCGUGAACGAGCUUACAAACAGAAGACAAAAGGCCUCGAGGAGCAGGUCGCUACAUUGAAGGAUCAACUGGGUCGCGAACUGCAGAAGAAGCAGCAGUACAUCAAACGAACUGCUGCCAAGAACGAGGAAACCAAGGAUCUACGUAGUCAGCUCGGGGAAUCACUGGUACGAGUGUCUCGUGAUACCGCCUAUGAGCCCGCAGUCCUUGAUGAAGAGACUCGGCGAUUGGAUGAAUCGCUCGAGUACAGGGGUGGAUACAGCAGCCGCUCUCCCACUCGACGAACCAAGUCGAGUUCACCAACGGCUGUGAAUGUUAGCAAAUACAGCACAAGCACCCCAAGCGGAGGAGGCCAUCCUGUGUCAGCCGGGGGGAGAAGGGUCGUUGGCAGUACCCCAAGCUCUGUCAGCCCCCUCCGGAAAACAGGCCGUAAACCAACGAGGUAGAUGAUGAGGUGAUGCAUGUAACCGAGAGCCUUUUUAGUUGAAAAAUAGCGUAGAUAGAUACCCUGGUUCUCUUUUUAACAUGCCAUAAAGUAAAAGCCAUCGUUGAACUGAAAUGAACAGUGGAUGUUGAAAAUGACACUAGAUGUUGAUCUAUUUUGGCAUCAAAAUAUUGAACACUUGCUGUGUCUAGUCCCCUGCGCUUCUAUGAACUAAGCUUUUGAUGAAAGAACAGAUUGCAGUCCGUAUUCAUUUCAGUUCAACUGGAGAAGAAGCUGUUUUAGUCGCAUUUGUUGAUAGUUAAGUUAAUACGUAGCAUAGGUAAAUAAACAAUCACGCAUUUGUAUAAUCAGUUUUACUAUGAUUUUAAUCCAACAGUAAUAUAUAGCCUUUUUAUUUUAUUUUAUAUAUGUGAGUAAAUUAUUUGUUUUGACAAAGUGUUAUACAGUAACUUUUUAGCAAGUGCACGAUAGAUCGUGAGUGGAGUCUCUUGAUGUCCAAAAUGAUCUGAUGAAAGAAUUUCUUCAGUUUCAACCAACACGUCAUACAUUCGUGUAUUUAUUAUAAUCAUUUUUAUAGAUUUUUUAAAAUUAUUGUGUUUGCUUGAUUUUGAUAUCGUUGUUAAUUUAUUGAUAGAUCUAUAGAUUGUGAUUUAUCUGAUAAUAAAAAUCCU
Molecule: messenger RNA, 7366 nt
Organism: Dendronephthya gigantea
Lineage: Eukaryota; Metazoa; Cnidaria; Anthozoa; Malacalcyonacea; Nephtheidae
Product: rootletin-like
Exons: 28
Coding region: 214-6696 (2160 amino acids)
Source: RefSeq, a predicted model, not a curated record